Triplophysa dalaica is the source of this 2550-nucleotide messenger RNA. RefSeq names its product zinc finger protein 501-like. Gene Ontology annotation, cellular component: nucleus. Lineage: Eukaryota; Metazoa; Chordata; Actinopteri; Cypriniformes; Nemacheilidae. Bases 7 to 1377 code for a protein of 456 amino acids. The record is from RefSeq and is a predicted model, not a curated record. The transcript has 3 exons.
UCACAGAUGUGCUGUAAAUCAGUGGGAACUGAUCUGUCCAUGCUGGAUAUUGAUGAUUUCAUCACAGAAAUCUGUCAGCUGAAGAAAGAGGUGAAGUUACUGGAGGAAAAGCUGAGGACAAGAGGAGAUGAACUCAACACAGAGAAGUCCAGACACACACAGGACUCAGGGCUCAGCCUCACUUUACUCUGUUAUACUGACACAAACCCCACAGACGCUCAGGACACUGUGUGUGACAGUAAUCACACCUUGAAUCAGGAUGAAUCUACUGAUCAAACCUCCACAGAGUCUCUGGAUUCUGUCUGUAACGCUGGAGAACAGCAGAUCCUGAACACCAGACCACUGAACAUGUGUUCUGUCACACUGAUGGAAAUAAAAACAGAACCCAUAGUAAAGGAAGAACAGACUGAUGAAGAUGAUAAUAAUGUUGAUGGUUUUAUUACUUCAGAUGAGAGCGGUGAUUCAUGUAGAGAUGGAGAAAUGGCCUCUACAUCAAAACAGCGACUGACAGCACAAACUCUUUCCUGCAUCACCUGUGGAAAGACAUUCAGUUCACAGAGACGUUUAGAGACACAUGAGAGAAAACACACAGAACAGAAACUCUUCACCUGCACCAGAUGUGACAUCAGCUUUCCUACCUUACAAGAGAAGAAACUUCAUUCACAAGAGCACAGAGACAAGAAACACUUUCACUGUCAGCAGUGCACGAAGAGUUUUGGCUCGUCUUCGAAUCUAAAGAUUCACAUGAGGACACACACUGGAGAAAAGUCUUUCCACUGCAGUGAAUGUGACAAAUAUUUCACCACCAAAGGAAAUCUUGUUCUUCAUCAGAGAAUUCACACCGGUGAAAAACCAUAUGCUUGUCCUCAGUGUGAUAAGAGAUUCAGCCACAAAUCCCAUUUGAUGAAUCAUGUGCGUGUCCACACCGAUGAGAGACCGUAUGAGUGCAGUGAAUGUGGAAAAACCUUUAAGCAGUCAAGUUCUUUACAGAGACAUGAAAAAACACACACUGGGGAGAAACUCUAUCAGUGUUCAAAAUGUGAUAAACGUUUCCGUGAUAAAGCUAAUCUGAUACGUCAUGAGAGAGUUCACACUGGAGAAAAACCUUAUCACUGCAGUGUUUGUGGGAAGAGUUUUACUCAACAUAAUAACUUACUAGAGCAUCAGAGAAUUCAUACAGGUGAAAGACCUUAUAAAUGUUCUCAGUGUGACAAGACGUUUGCUUAUUCAAAUGUCCUGAGAAUCCAUGAGAGAGUUCACACUGGAGAGAAAACGUAUCACUGCUCCAUCUGUGGAGAGAGAUUUGCUUAUUUAAAAAGUUUGAAGACUCAUCAGAAGAAACAUGCUGAAGAACAAACUGCUCUGGAAUCAUCAUAAUGUUUUCUACUAUUUUAUGUGUAGAGUCUAUAAAAUUACCAUGAAUGUGCCUAAAGGGUUGAUAUGACACGGUUAAAACUAAUAUUAUGGUUUGUUUUAGAUGUAACACGGUGUGUAUACAUGAUUAUAGGUUCAAAAACGCUGUAUUUUCCACAUACUGUGCAUGUUUGUAUCUCCUCUUUGCUCUGCCUCAGAUAAUGUGAGAAUGUCUGUACCAGACGCGAUUUCUUUAAGACUGCAAGGGAAGCUCAGCUUCCCCUAUAAUUGUCAAAAAAUUAAUGGUCAAAUAUAUGAACUAUUAUGUUAACAUUUUAUUGACUAAAAAUGCGUUAAACACGUUCAUCUCGAACAAAAACUAUUUCGUUCAGAAUCAGCUACUUAGGUCGGCUGACUCGAUUUCCUUCUCAUUCAUUUCCGUAGUGUACAGUGCAUUACUCUGUUGAAGCCCAGCGUCCAUUGACUUCAAUGGGGCUGCUUUAAACAGUUUUUUCAGUGCUUAGAAACAAGACGGUCAUUGGAUAAUGCUGCGAUUAUGUCCCGCCCACGGACGCUCAGCGUCUCUGGGAUGAAUGGAGGAGUGGGCUGGCCCGGACUCCGAGCGUCUGCGUGAUGAUUGGAGGGUCUGUCAUCUCUUUUUAAUCCACUUUUAUGUCCUAAAACGCUCGUUUUUUGGGGUCGACAGCUUAUAAAAACGUAUUUCUUGUUUUUUUUUAGCUUGUUUGCUAUACAGAUUGUCACAUAUCAGCUUCUAGACAUUUUUUUUUUAUAAAUCAUAAAUGACAAGGAGGCGGCAGCUUCUCGCAAUGCAAAGAGACGGUUGUGUGGGCGUGGUCUUCAGAUUAUGACGCGUAUCACUCUGUGUCUCCAUUUCCAACUCAGUCCCAUCACGGAUUUUACAUGUGUAGUCGAAAGACAAACUGCUGCAACCUUCAUCGUAUAUUUCACACAAUUUCACACCACAUUCAUUGUUUCAGUUGAACAUAAUUCCCACAUUUCCUCCCGUUGGGUUAAAUAUAUAUAUAUAUAUUAGAUAGUUUGUUCAUUAAUUCAUAUAGUCUGAACUAACCAGCAAACUGCACACGAUGGCAGACAGUGCUAAUAUUGUCGACCUGAUUUUGGCCAAGCCAUUAGAAAGUCUUCCUUACGAGGAGAAACUUUAAAACAAAAAAAUUA